AGCCCAGAGAGCUGUAAAGUUAAAUUAAAGAAACACCGCCCUGGUGAUCUAGAGCAUUAAUAACACAGUUUAUGUUGCAGCUUUAUGCGCUGUGGUGACAUCAGGCGCACAACAGAAGGUACGCGCACAUGGGCGAACAUUUGAGUCAGUUACCGAAAACAAACUUUGACAAAGUCGACACAGCAACAGAGGAAUAAGAGGAAGCUACAAUGUCUAAUUCGGGUUCCUAUGCCGGGAAUACACGGAGGUCUUCUGGUGUAGCACGUGCAAAUAAACCCCCGGAUUUAGAGCUGUCGGAAACUACUUUCACCCCACCUGAACCGGAGACACCUGUGGGCGAAGACACGUUUUCUGAAAGAGACACAAUGCCAGAGGAUGGUAACUCGUCAACAAAUGUACCAACUGUUCACCUCCACCCGUAUUUAUCUCAUCCCCGGAUGUCUGUGCGGAUGUCGGUGUAUAGUACCGGGGUUCGUCCAGUCGUCACCCGCGCCUACAUCCAAGGACGCGUGUAUAACUUCCUGGAAAGGCCGUCUGGCUGGAAAUGCUUCGUGUAUCAUUUCACAGUGUUUCUCAUAGUUCUGGCCUGUCUGAUCCUCAGCGUUCUGUCUACCAUCGACCAGUACCAGGCCCUGGCUCACACAACGCUCUUCUGGGUGGAGAUUGUCCUUGUGGUGUUCUUCGGUGUGGAGUAUUUUGUCCGCCUCUGGUCAGCAGGCUGCCGCAGUAAAUAUGUUGGCAUCUGCGGCCGACUACGCUUUGCCAGGAAGCCGAUAUCUAUUAUAGAUCUGAUUGUAGUUGCUGCCUCGAUUAUUGUGCUGUCAGUGGGCUCGAAAGGCCAGGUUUUUGCCACCUCUGCUGUAAGAGGGAUUCGCUUCCUGCAGAUCCUGCGAAUGCUUCACGUGGAUCGGCAGGGAGGAACCUGGCGUCUGCUUGGCUCCGUCGUCUUUAUCCAUCGGCAGGAGCUGAUCACUACCUUAUACAUUGGCUUUCUGAGCCUGAUCUUCUCCUCAUACUUUGUCUACCUGGCAGAGAAAGAUGCAGUUGACAGCAGUGGCUCCAACGAGUUUGGAAACUAUGCCGAUGCCCUGUGGUGGGGAGUGGUGACAGUGACUACCAUUGGGUAUGGAGACAAAGUGCCACAAACCUGGAUUGGAAAGACCAUUGCAUCCUGUUUCUCAGUCUUUGCCAUUUCCUUCUUUGCUCUGCCUGCAGGAAUCUUAGGCUCUGGCUUCGCCCUGAAGGUGCAGCAGAAGCAAAGACAAAAACACUUCAACAGACAGAUCCCUGCAGCUGCCUGUCUCAUUCAGACAUCAUGGAGAUGUUUUGCAGUGGAGAACUUGGAUUCAGCCACAUUCAAGAUGUUUUUGAAGAAGAGAUCCAACAUCCCUGCCUCCUCUCUGUCCUCCCCCAAGCCCAAGAAAUCGGUGAAGAUAAGGAGGAAGCUGAAGAGCAGUGACAAGGGCAACGGUCCAACUUCUCCCACAAUACCCAGCAUCACAUUCGACUCUGUAUUUGACAGCGGCAGAGAGCUGAGUUCAGAUGUGUACAGCACUGUAGGCACAGAUUGCCAGCAGUCCUGGACGUCUUUGUCCUCCCUUCAGUUCAGCUCACCGCCCCCAGUGAAAAGAAGCCCAGGCCUGCUGGACGUCCACUCCCCCCCUCCCAUGCAGAGGAACUGCAGCUUUGCAGAUGACCUGGAGCAAGAGGCGGAGCGGUACAAUGAUCUGGUUCCUGUCAGCUCCAGGUCACAAUUGACAGAGUCUCACCGAAAAGCCAUCCGGGUGAUCCAGAGAAUGCGUUAUUUUGUAGCCAAGAGAAACUUCCAGCAAGCUCGUAAGCCCUAUGAUGUACGGGACGUCAUUGAGCAAUACUCUCAGGGUCACCUCAACCUCAUGGUGCGAAUUAAGGAGCUGCAAAGAAGACUGGACCAGUCAAUAGGGAAGAUAACUUUGUUCCAGUCGGGCACCGACCGAGCUAAAGACAAAGGCACCAAUUCAAUCGGAUCCCGACUCAACAGGAUGGAGGACAAGAUAACGCACAUGGACCAAACACUAAACCGCAUCGCAGAGUCUCUCACCUUCCUGCUGGCCCAGAGGGCCCUGGGUGAUUCUGAAGGUGGAGGGGAAGGGGGAGACAGGGUGACAGUAAGGCGUGGAAGGACCUGUAAUGUCCUCCCGAGUCAGGACAGUCUGCCAAGCUAUGACCAGCUGUCUUCAUCACCUUCCUCCCUCUCCUCCAACACCGCAGCUGGCCCUAACCAUGCCCUUAGCAGCUACGCCAGUCGGGAGGAGAACUGCUGAGACCAGGACAUUUUUCUCUUUUUAAAACAAUUUAUAAAAUGUAUUCAGAUCAAAUUAAGUUAUCUAUUAAUCUGUUUAUCUGUUUGUCCGUUCGUCAGCUGUCUAGAAUUUAGAUACAAAUAUCCUUUACGACUUAAGUAAGACUUAUUGAUGUCUGAUUUACUUUACCUUUCUUUUUAAAAUGCAGGAUAUAUUAUGCAAGAGAAAAUAUAAAGUAUACAUCUAUUCUGUGAAAACAGCCUUUUCCUUUGUGGUAACUAGCAGAGAUACAGACAACUAUAGCACUUGUGCAACAAAUCCAUAUGAAUGCAGAAUCUGUAAAAGGGGAAGAUGGUGGUAUCCGAAGUGUUGUGGUUCCUGUCUAUGGUCUGAAAAGUGUUGGCCAAUCAUGUAGGAGCGGGCUUUACUUGAAUGAAGGUAAACAGUCUGUGUGUAGCGCAAAAAAGAAGGAAUGCAUUGCCCAAAAUGUACAUGUUGAUUAAUCAUUCAUUGUUUGACAAUUAUUUGUUAGCUUAAAAUGUGCUUGUAAACCUACUUGUGUUUGAGACAAAUAAUGAACAAAGCGCGGAAAAGAAAGUGUUGAACUACUUGUUGAUAAGUUAGCUUAGCUGUAACGCAAAUCGGUAACGCUUAGCAAAAAACUUAACUGUAGAGAGCAAUUGUUGUUUGUUGACACUGAAUGUAAUGUGUACUGGAGGCCACUCCCACUUUGGCCUUGUGGCCGUGCCCAACACCAAAUUCUAGGUCCAAAAUUUGACCCACUCUGAAUUUAUCAUAUUACUCUCUGCCUUUAUUUAGCUAUAGCAGCUUUGCUGAAUUCAAUCUAUUAUUGACAUCUCAACUAUGAUUUUCAGCAUGUUGUGUCAGCAUUAGUUUCAUGUCUUUCAUAAAUGAUUUCCUUGUUGGAUUUUUAGUUUCUUUUUUUUAAUAUAACUUAAAAUUGAUUCAGGUUACAUUAAUGCCAAACAUGUUGCCCCUGCUAUGACAUCAUGUACUGUACUUCAAUAUGCUGUAUUCUUGUAGGAAUACAGCAUAUGGAUUUAGGAUUUAAACUAUAUUUGAGGAACAAUGCCUUACAUUUCAAAACUUGACUUUCAAUUUAAUCAGAUGCUGUUUUCACAGUUUUUUCACAUUUGUAAUAUUUAGAAAUAUUCUU
Eleginops maclovinus (Patagonian blennie) is the source of this 3459-nucleotide messenger RNA. It is a transcript of the gene kcnq1.1, whose product is annotated as potassium voltage-gated channel, KQT-like subfamily, member 1.1. The record is from RefSeq and is a predicted model, not a curated record. Gene Ontology annotation, biological process: potassium ion transmembrane transport. Gene Ontology annotation, molecular function: voltage-gated potassium channel activity. Gene Ontology annotation, cellular component: membrane; voltage-gated potassium channel complex. Lineage: Eukaryota; Metazoa; Chordata; Actinopteri; Perciformes; Eleginopidae. The transcript is spliced from 17 exons. The coding region runs from base 210 to 2303 and encodes 697 amino acids.